AUGGCUGAAGAACUUGAAUGGAAGAAGCUUCCGACAAUUGAGAAAGUCGAGCACAAGGUUUGCGUUUUUCGUACUUCACUAACCUCUGUGACCAGCAAUGGAAGGCUCGCGUUGAAGGAUAUGAAGAGGCUGUCAAGCUAUUUUCCACUCAGCCGUCUGAUAAGAGCCCUGUGUUCGGAGACUAUGUAGGUCUCAUGAAGAAAAUGGUCGUUGACAGCAACGCGAUAGCCCAGGAAAAGGCUUUGUCUGCUGUGUUGGCUUUUACGGAAAAUGCGGCUAUCGCAACCCGGUAAGUUAAUGUUUGUCUUCUAUUGUCUAGUGUUGCCUCCGACGUCUGCUCUGGGAUAGUCAAUAAGUGCCUUAAUUCAACGCGCGCGAAAACGAAAGAAAAAGGGAUUGAAAUUCUUCUCCUUUAUAUCGAACUGGAAAAGGGGGACGGGGUUGUGGAGGAAUUAAUCAAGGGUCUAUCAGCCAAGCAGCCGAAAAUCGUUGUCGGAUGCGUACAAGCUCUCAAAGAGGCCCUUUCGUAAGCGUGUUUUAGGUCUUGUUAAACAGAGUUAAGACUUUUCGGUUCGAAAGUCGUAUCAAUCAAGUCCGUUCUAAAGGAGACUGUUCGCCUUCUUGAGGAUCGUGAUGGGACCGUUCGAAAUGAAUCCAAGGAGCUUAUUGUCGAGAUGUAUAGGUGGGCCGGACCUGCUAUAAAACCACAACUCUCCGGACUAAAACCUGUCCAGGUACUUCUCGGUAAUAACUGCAUAUUGCCAAGGUAACUGAACUUGAAGCGGAGUUCGCGAAGCUGCCAGCUGCCAAGCCUGUGCCAACUCGGUACCUUGUCAGCCAAAAGCCCAAGGAAGAUCCACAUACUGCAGAAGUGACGUCUGAUAAGGCCCCUCAGGACCUCGAGAAUAACGAACCACAACUUGACGCAUAUGCCCUCGCGGAUCCAGUGAACAUUUUGUCUAAAAUUCCAAACGAUUACUGGGGAAAGAUAGUAAUGCAUCAGAAAAUGAUCAUGACGAUUAUUUUAGGAAGACAAAAAGUGGCAGGAGCGAAAGGAGGCUCUAACUCUUGUAGAACAGUUGACAGAUGUUAUCAAACUCGACAACGGGGACUAUUCAUCCCUUAUGAAUUCAUUAAUUAAAGUAAGUGUAUCACCCAUCUAACUUUAGCGACCUUAGGUUAUCUCGAAAGACACCAACAUUCUUUUGGUUGGCCAGAGUGCCAAAAUAGUUGCACAGAUCGCAAAUGCGCUGAGGGACGGAUUCAAACCUUAUGCUGUCUCAACCAUAAAGGCCUGUUUUGAGAAGUUUAAAGAAAAGAAGCCGACUGUGCUGGUCGCUAUUCGGGCAGCGGCGGAUGCUGCCCAAAAAUCGGUAAUUUAUUGCUCUUGUCUUCUUACUUCUUGUCUCUUGCACACUACCGAUAUGAUGGCUGUUAUUAACUAAGCAAAAUGCAGUUAUUUUGCAGAACUUGUUAUCAACACAAGUAGUAGCGAACCGGCUUUUUCCUGCUUCCGCCUUGUCUUCAUCUCUACUAUGCACCAGGCAUAGGUCCGAUAUGACUACCUUUUGGGUGUAAAUAUCAAAUUUACCAUGCUUAAGACGCAAAGACGACCCGAAUCUGACUCAAAAUGCUCGAUAUUAUGAAUGUGACCUGACAAAACGGUCUGUAUGGAAUUUUCCGCAAGACUUGCCCGGAUGAGCGACUUCGCGUACUUUUAGUAAAUCAAAAACCGAUUUCCCGUCAUCUCCACCAGCUGAUGUUCAAUUUGGCGUCGAAAUGAUCGAAUUUAUAGUCCAGACAGUGGGGGAAACCGAAGUAGCUCUGCUAUGACAAGUACGAAAUCCAGCUGCUAGUGAGGAUUUGAGACAGUCCUCAGGCCAACAUGACAGAUAUGGACCACAAAGUUUGUUCGUUCAUAGUGCUUGGACAUAUACCCGCAGAUCAUACUAUGUUUAAGUCGCCCCAAAAUUCAAGAUCCUUCAUGGUAAGUGUCGUACGCGGGUGGGGGGGUUCCGUGUAAGAUGAUAGUCAGUCCCAACUAGUGCGAGAUUGUCUUACAUCUUUUUGGCCCUAUUUCAUUUUACAGGUAACAUUGGACGGCAUACAGGAGGACGUCAUGGAGGCAUUAAAUAACAAAAAUCCGGGUAUUCGCGCUGAGACGGCCCUCUUUCUCAGUCGCAUCUUCGCCAAAAUGACCAUCGUAACACUUAACAAGAAGCUACUGAAGACUUUCGUAGUGCCCCUUCUCAAAUGUUCCGCCGACAUGGUGCUUGAGGUGCGCGAGGCGGCCUUUUGCGCUCUUGGUACUGCCAUGUUCGUUGUUACUGAGAAAAAUAUCUCGCCAUUCCUUGCGGAUAUCGACAACAUCCGACUCAAUCGUAUCAAGGAGUUCUACGAAAAAGCGGCCAAUGAGAAAAAAGAAGGUAGCAGUGGCGAUGCUGGUAAGUGGGCUUUCUGUCUUGCCUAAACCGUCUAAACCUCAUAAAUGAUACUAGUUAAUAUUCUGUUUUCUAUUACUUUCUGACUCUAAAUCGCGCCGCACGCAUGCUGUAUCUUGUAGUGCCUUGCCACAAACAUCCAUGCACGCACUCAAUAAAGGUGCUGGUAAUUCUGUUUGGCAUCGCUCAUUUGUGUAUGUCAAGGGAACCCUUGCAACAUCAGAAAAUAUCUUUCUAAGCUACUUUCUAGUUAAAAGAAAAUCCAGAUGUUCAGAAUAGUGUUCUGGUUUAUCAGAAAAGGUCUCCCAUGACCGUUCGGGGAGGCAAGACUAGUCCGUUAGAAACUGUCGGCUACCACGCUGAAAGGGUUAUAAAAAAACCGCAAAGCCCGAUGACGGCAUUGUGCUAUGGCGACCGUAUACCGCCGUUAAAUAAGUUUGCUUGCCACCGCUGCCUCGCGGUUAGGCUUUUAAGCCAAAGCGCUAGAGGGGACAAAGUCGAGCAAACAACCCAAGCGGCUGUUGGGGACCCGUCUGUAUCCGAAAUUCCCAAGUAACCUCAUAAAGUAUGUCCGACUAUAGCAUUACGACCCAUGCUACGGCGUCCGCGGCAACCGACGCGCUCCGCAUCCUUGAUCCAGUGGUGCGGGCAAAUAGUAUACGAACUGGACUACUCAGGCGGGGACGGACUCUUGGUAUUGAAUGCUGAAAUGUGCGAACGUUCCAGGACUCCGGUACCCAAAGUCUGACCGCACGCAGCCUUAAUCAGUACAACGUGGAUGUCUACUGUCUGUUUGAAGUCCGACUUCCUGACUGGAUACUCAAGAGGGCCCUAUACGAGGGUGACGUUGUUGAAUUUGCACCCGGACACCGACUGACUGACCGCGACUAUGCCGAUGAUAUUUCCUUACUUGCUUCAAGUUUUGGUGUUCUUCAGUCUAUGGUCUCACAUGCGAACGAGGUCGCUAAAUCAGUCGGUUUUUCCAUGAACACUGGGGAAGGCUCAAGUGUUUUCAAGCUGCAUCCCUGACCAAGAGAGGACACCUCUCGGGAUUGAUGGCUGUCAACUUGAAGAAGUAGACAGUUUUAAAUACCUCGGAGCAAGGCUGCUGCCGAAUGGCCAGAGCGGGGAUGACAUUGUCUUCCGAAUUAAUGCUGCCCGACGGGUUUUCUCAAGCCUCCGAAAGUGUCUAUGGAUCGGACACGACCCCUCCAUCGCCACUAAGAUUCGCGGGUACCGUGCAUCAGUCCGGUUUUUCCCUCUUUAUGGUUGUAAAUGCUGGGCUGCGCGCGUGGAGGGCGAGCUAAAACUGGAGGUGUUCGACUACUACUGCUUGAGGACCAUCCGUCGAGUGAAAUAUACCGACUUCGUCUUAAAUUAGACAGUCCACGCUCGCUGCGACAGUAUCGCAAGAAUAACUCAGGCCAUCCAAGAAAGACGACUGAGGUGGUUCAGGCAUGUUCUUCGUCGUCCACCCCAGGAGCUCACGGUUACUGACUUAGAUCCGACACCGUUGCCCCAUUUGAGGCAUCGAAGAGGGCGUCAACUCAAAACCUGACUCGACACAGUUCUUCAAGACAUGGAGGUGAUUCUUGGACUUUCGGUAUUCGUUCUCCGUCGUUGGCGAAGAGAAUGGGUUGAGUUGUCCAGAUCUGCUGCCGCGGAUCGCCACGCGUGGAGAGGUACAGCUCGGGACAUCAUCGAGUCCGGCUCGGUUAGGCAUGAUCGCAGCCGUACCAAGUACAAGUACACUGAUACUCCCGCUCUGAAUGAUAGUGGAAAAAGAAAUAGGCAUUUAGUGUUUCGAAGCUGAUGGUCUGCAUUGAGGCCUGCGCAAAAUGCCCUAUGCACAAUGUUUCUUGCUUAUUUUCGUAGUCACUAAAAGAGCAGAUGACGAAAAUCACAGAAGUGUCAGGUUAUUUUGCGACACUUGAUGUCCUUGCAAACAUCCUCUAGUGAAGAUCAGUUAAAGCCAGAAGACAACGGAUUUAUCAUUUACUUGCCGCUCAUAGGCAGGACCGUGGUAUUAUUUAAAAAAACUGGACUGAGUACUUUUCUGCCCACUUUGAGUCGACUUUUUGAGUCACUUCUUGCUUGCUGCUCCAAUUUCAACAUAGGUAGGCUUCACGUCGAUUAUGAUCGGCGUUACUUCCAGGUAUGUUUAUCGGUGGUGCCCAAUCCUCGUCUUUUAAAGUAUGCUGAAACCUAUUUAAUCGCCCUGUUUGAUUAUUGUCGGGAGGCCGAUCUUCAGCAGCGAGCUUAUUGGUGCUAGGCUUUCCGGAUAUAUCACCCCCCUUCAGAAUGAACGGUUGCACGCGGACGGCCCUAGACAGCAUAACGAUUGCCACCAGCACUCUGUCCGCCGUUCGCACGACAGGAAAGCAAGCCAAUCCUCACUAACCGAAUCGAUAUAGGCUGUAAGGAAAGUAGUAAAACAAUUGUGCAUAUCCAUGCCUCAUCCCGUUAGUAAAAGAAAAGUGGCCACGAGAGCCACCUCAAUUGCAAUUGCAUAUAGUCAUCUCUUCCAACUUUGAUAUUGGCUUUGAUUCCACCUGACAAUUGAGACCAGAGGAUCUUGACCGACCAGUAGACUAUGUGACAUGGAUUAAUUCCUUCUUUUUAUCCUUAAAUACACCAGGCAAGGGGGCCCCAUCCAACUCUGAUGCGACCCCCGUGGCUCCCUCAAAGCCAACCUUCAAGGUCGUGAAGGGCAAUAAGCCCGCCGGAGCUGCAGCGGGAGAAAGUAAAGCAGCGCCAGCAAUUCCGGGUGAGGAUGCCCCAAGGCCUGUUAAGUCUUCGGGCGCAAAGAAAAAGGCCGACACAGCAGCCCCUCCUUCCGACGGUCUACCCAGGGAGCAGCUCUGGUCCGACGACGUCUUAGAAGCCAAAAUCGCCGAGUAAGAACCUGUCCUUUUGAAUGUCUGCAAUGUCUAAGCAGUAAAGCUCCAUCCAGCGUAAUUAAUUCCAGAACCCCAUCAAUUACAACGCAGUAUGCUUCGUUGCUUUUAAGGUUGACAUGCAAAACCCUUGGGUAGUUGCUUUCUUAGAGCCCACCACCGUCAUUACCUUCAAGUAUGACACUACAGGGCUCAUGUCCGUUUCCUUCGCUUGGAGACCGAAAUCUUUCCUAGUGGUCAUGGCUGAAACAUAAUGCAUUCCUAUCUGAGCCGUACUUUUGUGCCAAAGGAAAAUACGUUUCGUUAUUGCUAGAUUCGCACACAGACCAGUCCUCCUCGGUCACCUGUAGUUGGAAAACAUCUUUUCACUCCGUUCUCUUGAGCAUGUUAGUAAUUAAAAGUGCCUGUUUCGUAUUUGCCGUUCACAUUCUUGACCGCUCGGUCAGAUUCAAGGUCUACCUGCUUUUAGUGUUUAAGUCGUAUGUCGCCGAUGCCACGCAUGCUUCUGAUGAUAACAGCGUAGAUGGGAGGGAAGGCCUACCUAGCAAACAGACAAUGAUAGAACUGGAGUAACGAGGACCCCCAUCACCUUGCAAAGCAGAUUUGUUCGCACCAGGCCGCUACGAUGGAUAAUCCCCCACUGGAACCAUGUUAAACAACGUAAAGUCAGUUGCAGUCUUGCACUGGCUCUCUUCGACUAAUUUAAAAAAAAAUAUGUAGGGUUUUCAUUGUAAUGACGCACUGCCUGAUCUUACAUAACUUAGUCUCUGUUUACUGCGCACGUGACCCAGCUGCGAAGCCAUGGUUUUGAGAUUUGACCGGGGACUCCGCAGUCUCAUCGCCCAUUUUUGUCAUUACAACUUAAUGAGUAACUUCUUUUUCACACUGACAUGACGCGCCUUUUGGGAACGCCAAGUCUGUAGCGGUUGUUUGUGAUCCACGUUUUGUCGGCAUGAUGCGUAACGGGGCUCGCAACAGAACUUCCUAUCGCCAGAACAGAAGACGUGCAAAGUUCUCCUCGACCAUGUGCCCUCAAGGGCGUUAUAAGACAUCAACGGAAAUAGAGUUCUUUGCUGCACGCUUCGCAAGGACUUGAAUGCAUUCGGCCGCCCAGAAGCUUGCUUUUCACAGACUUCAAUAUUAAUAGGUAUAAUUUGUUUCUUCCUAUCUUUCAUCUCAUCGAUCAACUGGCUUGUUAGAGACACGAGUCCAAAAGAGUGUGAACUCGACCCCAGGUCUCCGUGGCCUGCCGUCGUAAUUUUACUGCUCACUAUCCUCUCUUCCUAGCUUCACGUACUUAACAACUGACUAAACAGUCCUAAGAAACCUCUCCUUAAAUCCGCGUAAAAGCGGAAGUCAGUUGGCAGCUAGUGCCCACGAUGAUAGAUCGAAUUAUUUAGCCACAUCCUUGUGUGUAGAGCCAUAGUUUCAGUUGCGCUCUCUAGGGAAUUCACAUGUUGCACUCCAUCCCCUUUUACGCUGCUCCACUGGUGAAUAUGCAAAUUAAGGUAUGCGUAACAGUUGACUUUCUCGAGCUCCCCACCAUCCAUGCGGACUGACGGCACGCCUCGGUGUCCAGUCGUUGAACUUCAGCCAGCGUAUUCCAUCUUUUAGGGGCUGCCCAAGACUUAGCUUGGCCUCAGCUGUACCAAUUUCCCUUUAAAUGCUUUUUUUACUAUUCCAUCCUAUAUGAGUCGUGGCCAUUGAUUAGUCGCACCUGGUUGCUGUUUGUUUCCUCCCUGUUUGUGGGCUUAAGCUUUUUGACUAACCAACUUCAUCUCCGUCAUAAUUGACCUUUUAGAGCCUACGCAGAGACCCUUAUAGCCCAGCUCGCCUCGGCCGUAUGGAAGGAGCGUCUUGAGGCUAUGGAGACCCUUCGCAACAGCGUUACUAAGAUGCCACCGGAACAGCUUUCCUGUCAACUUAUUUGUCGCCUUCUCCUGAAGAAGCCUGGCCUCAAGGACAACAACUUUCAGGUGUGUGUGUGUGAGGCCUGA
This is a messenger RNA of Spirometra erinaceieuropaei, 7335 nucleotides long. The record is from the annotation of a GenBank genome assembly. NCBI's taxonomy places the organism in Eukaryota, Metazoa, Platyhelminthes, Cestoda, Diphyllobothriidea, Diphyllobothriidae.